AACACGAUUUUCGUCGAAAAAAAUAAACAACUAAAGAAAUACUCGAAUAGUUUAAUUUAGAUAAAAGUAAUUAAUAUUCUUACCGGCUAUAUGCCCUAUGAUAUAUAUACCUCACACACGCGUACACAACUGUUUCAUCACUGUAACGUCUCAAAAAGCAAAAAUCAUUCUAACUGAAUAUCAUUUUUCUGUUCCUUGCUAUGGAUUUCCAAAAAAAGCUUAUAUAAUUUAAUUAAAAACAGAAGUCGAAAUGACUAUUACCUUAUUUACUUGCAAAAUGGCGUAUGGAAAACACCUGAUACUGCUGGUCUAUUUCUAAACAGAAACCAACACCAAUCCUGAUUACGAAAAUAACGCAUUUUUAUACAAACUAUUAUCCCCCUUUAACUGCCUUUGGGGAUGAUUUUGUAUCUACUUAAAACUCGUGCGCAUAAUUUUUAUGUUUCUAUAAACAUCGGUUUCAGUUGUGCAUUGUCAGUCAACCAAUCAGUAUUAGGAAUCUUAUUUAGUAAAUUACAAUAAAUUUACUCACUAGGUAAGUAUUGUCCAUAUUAUAUUGCCUAAAGCAGCCAUGCUCAGCAUUAAUUUAAUUCAGGCCGUAUAGACGACUUAAUUACGGCGCUACGGACAGCAACAUUAAUUCAUGACCUACCUGUCUCAAACAUAUUGACAGUAAAAUGUUUUCAAUCUUAUAAGAUUUGCAUACAGAUUAAAUGAUUAUGAAAACUAUUUCUUAAUUAUUAAUGAUGUUUUUAAAGUCAGAUGGGAGACUUCUAAAAUCUCAGGGGGCCGCAGGUAUAGGGCCACAUUAAUAAAUGCAACUUAGUACCGCACUCAAGUGCGACAACAUGUAAGAUGCUGUCAAACUAAGGUCGGCAUUUUGAGGUAGUCGCUUCUUAGGACAUUAUACGUGACAGAUUUGAGAGCUAACUUUUGUAUAUGUAACAGUUCCGACCUAGCUGAGUACAAGCCCUUAAGUGACAACUCAAGCGUGGUUAUUCAAGUAGUUUAAUACAUUAAAUGUCUACUUGAAAUUCUAGUCAAACGCGAGGUUGAUUUAAUAAUAUGGCCCAAUCUAUUUCCUGUGUCAAAACCGCGUAAAAACAUUCGAAUAAUUAACUAAACGUAAGAUGCGUAGUUAAGCAUGUAUCCAUCAUAUAAUAACCAAUUAAGGUUAAAAAAUAUUUGUUCCUCGCUGUGUCUGAAUAUAAAAUACUGUUUUCAUAUUUAUUGCAGUGGUAGACAUAUUUUUUAAUAGCCCCUACCUACUUUAUGCGUCCUGGAACCGCGCCCCGCGUCUGGCAACAUCCGAUAAAGUAUUGAUCGGCCAGACAGUCCGUAGCGGGUCCGUAAAAUUGCCUAUUAAGAAGACACUCUGCCACAAAAAUUCAAAUUAAAAUCACUGCAGUUUCUGAAGUGCUCGGUGUGCACCUAAGACGAGCGUCGACAUGAGUGAGACACCACCUGUGGACCCAACUCCUGGGACGGCGGACAGUGAGUUGUCCGAGCCAGUGACUAAAGAGAACAUGGUAAGCCAAGCCCAAAGCCUACUGGACGACGUCGUGACCAUGCUGCGAAAGGAUAGAAAACGCUGUAAAAACAUAUACAAGCUGCAUUUUCCAGAAUUGUACGCUAUGAUAAAUAAUGAUGCGAUUUUUUUCAAAGUUGUGAGGCGGUUGGGCCGACGCGACAACAUAUCGAACACUGACUUGUCAGACUUGCUGCUACCCACUAAAAGAGUUGAACUCGAGAGGGCUGCUCGUAUCUCUGCUGGAAAAGAUUUAACUGAUGCAGAACUUGUCGAUGUGAAAGGUAUGUGUGAUAAUAUUUUGGUGUUGAUUAACCAUCGCGCUUAUCUCAACCACUUCUUAACAAACAAAUGUACACCUUUCAUUCAAAACUCGAUUGGUCCCGGCGGGAUUCAAGUGCCCCCUCUGACGAUAACAGAGACGCGACCGUUGAUUAACACAGUUAAACAGCCAGAAUGCACCCCGAGUUGCAGUAAUACACAUAUCCUAUUAAAUAGAAGAAUCUACGAAGACUAUCAUUGCAAUUUAUCUACGUUAGCAAAUUGUGCAGCUGCAGCAAAGAUAGCUAUGGAACGCGAACGCUCGUUGGAUGACAACGAGACCAGGCGCUCCGGCAGGAUGCGAUACGCUCGAGUGUCCCGCGCCAUCAGGAAGCACUUCAUGUAUGAGCAGACAUCGGAGAAUGAUGCGGAUGACGAAGCUUCGGAUUUGGAGGUCAACGCAAGGCCAAGCAGGAAGGAAAGGCGGCGCCGUUAAACGUAUGUUUUGCAUAUAUUUCAAUGUUUAGAUUGCUUAUCCCAACGUAGUCUACUCACGUAGUUCCCUGUCCCAUGAGACAGCGCAAGUUCUAUUAUCUCUGAUAAUGUGUGGUCCAUUUAGAUUUAUUGUGUUCGCCUAUAAUCACCCAUUCAAUUUACACUACAGGCACGACUGGUGUUAUUUUGUGGUUGGUUUUUUAUAUGACCGAAUAUGCUACUGUUCAUGGGCGACCAUGACGGUUUCCCUAAGGCGAUAUUUUUUUCUCUCUUCAUUCAUUGUAUAAAAAAUAAUAUAUUAGGAGCGCGCGUGGCAGUGUUGGUGGUAAGUCAUCGAUCACGCACAGCCGCUGGUGCAAUUUCCCUUGCCGCGCACUGCAAGUGACCAUCAGUCGUGCACAGUUUUUAAUUUCGUAAGAUAAGUAUCUAAACAUUUAAAUUUAUGCUUUGUUGACUCAAAAUUAGGUAUUUUUUAUUUUAGAUAUUAAGUGGAACCGUUUCCGCCUAAACUAGAUUAUAACUAUAUAGUUUUUAAACAACUACAAAUUAGUUACUGAGAAAUUAUUUUUUAGUUUUUAUCUACCUCUAGUCGAACUGUCGAUAAUUAUAGUAUAAAGACUUAUGCAGAAUACGGUUCCAGAAGCACACAUUGUUUAAAUUAUUUGAUGUGUUUUACGUUCUGUGAUAUAAUGAUAAUUAUUUUUCUGUGUAUUGGGGAUCGGUAUGAUAUCUUCUGUUGUAAAUUAAGGGUUUAAUACCGCACGCGGCCUAAUUUUUCAAAGAGGGAAUUGUUCUUGUGUGUCGACUAAAACAUAAGACGGGUCAGUGUUUACCCCGCGCUCUACCCCAAUUUCUUUGUCUCCCUCUUGAAUGGCCUCAGUCCCCCUCCCGACCCUCAAGCGUCUUCUUUAAUCGGCAAUUGUAUUAAGACAAUGAUUAUAAUAAAAUAUCAUUAGAUAUAAGUGUAGGUAAUUGUACGUAGUGAUCAAUGUACUUAUAAUUUAUAUUACAUUUUUUAAGCGUUUAGAUAAUGUUAUAUUAUUGCAAUUGUAUUUAUUUUAUUCUGUUGUAUUGUUUAAAAUUUAAAAUGAGUAUAAUUAUGUUAAUUAGUUACAGAUUUAAUUACUUUGUUAAAAUAUGGUUAUGAUUUUGUUAUUAAUCUUUUAGAAUAAUAUUUCAAUUUAAUAACAAUAAUUAUGUAUCUUAAAAUAGUUAAGUACACAAAUGACAAAGCUUCAUAGUGUAGUAAUGCAGUUACAAGUGGAAUUUAAUAAUUAACGUACAUAAUAAUGAUUAUAAACGUAAGUAAAACGUAUCAAUGUAACUACAAUCAAUGAAAUGCUUCAAU
Manduca sexta (tobacco hornworm) is the source of this 3632-nucleotide messenger RNA. Its product is annotated as nucleolar protein 58. Gene Ontology annotation, cellular component: box C/D methylation guide snoRNP complex; small-subunit processome. NCBI's taxonomy places the organism in Eukaryota, Metazoa, Arthropoda, Insecta, Lepidoptera, Sphingidae. The record is from RefSeq and is a predicted model, not a curated record. The coding region runs from base 1449 to 2285 and encodes 278 amino acids. The transcript is spliced from 2 exons. Gene Ontology annotation, molecular function: snoRNA binding.